GGGUGCAAAACUGACUUGAAUGAAUUUUCGGUCUUGCUGUGUUUAUGUUGUUGGAUUUAAUUCUGAACGCUCUUCACAACGUUGUAGUCGUACGAAAAUUGGCCUAUUCUUUUCGGGAUAGGAGUUGGACAAAAUCUGCGUUUUGGGUUGCCUUUUCUCUUUCUAUCGUUUUAAACUUUCGUUGACAUGGCCCUCAAAAGAUAGAAGAGCAUCACAUUUUUGGGAACCAGGUCUCGGGAUUUGACGGCUGCUGUUUCGUGCAAUAAUUCUCGUGCUCAAAUGCAUGAUAACUCUGAAAUUCAAGAGAGUGAAUUGGAAUUCGAGCCAGCGAUUACACCAGGAUGCCCAGCGUUCUCCGCUCAACAACUUGUAACUGAUUCGGUCCGUUGCACCGAACGGGUCAAAAUGGGUGACAAAAAUGAUGAAGACACGGGAAUUCAACCAGAGAGAGUGGGAACACACAACUGGGGCUUGAUUGCACCCGCGAAGUCCUAUUGCGUGUCAAACACAUAGACUACUUAGACGACAGAUUCACAGACAUAAAGGCUGUCAUGUAAGAAGUGAUCGCCAAAGAAAAGGAACAGGCCAAGGAUCCAUUCAUAAGACGACUGCACCGGGACAUGAUAACACAGACACAAACAAACGAGGAUAGAAUGGUAUUUCCACGGAGCGAGUUUCCUAGGAAGAACUCCCAUGCUAACCAUGUUUCACCGCUACCGUUCGCGUUCAGAGAAUCUAAGGGACAAUGCACAGUGAAUAUGCUGAGCGAUUUAGAACCACAAAGUCACGGAGAUCACGGUGCUUUCAAACGACCAUUUUUCGAUGGAACAAACUUUGAUAUCCAGGAAAAGAAGCGAAGGCUAGACAGUCGAUUUCCCGCUCAAGAAGAAAUUUCACAAGACUUCGAGACGGGUGCCAUUAAAAACUGUCUGGCACGGAAGAAAAAUCGUAUUUACAAUGAAUUGUUACUCAAAUUUGGGAUUGAACCACCUACGGACGAGAAAAUUGUUCAUUUUAGAGACAAUGUUUUACUUAAAAAUGUUAAAACAGUUAAUUCAAGAUCGCUUGAGGCAGCGAACGAAGUGACGGCUGCGAGGCCGAGUAGUGAGCCGUCUGGCGAAAUUAACACCGUAAUAAAUGGGUAUAACGUUGUGAAGGAAGAACAGGUUCGAGUCCCAUCCGUUCCAUUCGCUCACUGUUCGUAUGUAUUUGGGAAAGGAAAAGCAGGAACUUAUUUAAAGGAGUCUCCAGAUGAUUCUAAGGUUUUCGACGAUGAGGGGAAUUGUUAUAUUGAUUCACACGAUUUUGAUAGUUUCUAUAAACCCAAGAAAAUCCACGCUGGGAAGACGGCUUGUGUGAAUCUUAAUUCAAGCGGAAAUCACGUAAAUAAUGGGAUCGCAGCGGGGAAUAAUAACAGUAAAAAGCUUCCUAGUCACAUAGAGCCAAUUCUUCCGCCAAUUAUUGAGACUUCGGACCACGGUCUACCGAAGCGGGGGUUGAACUUCACGUUUCACGGUACUAACGGAGGUUACGCAGUCGACCACGAUACUAUGCCUCGAAUCAUCGCAAUUCAUUCUAUCCCUACGCACGGAAAACAGAUGAUGCGCCAACACGCGGUAGCCGAACUUCGCGGCUCGGUAUACAAGGCUGCCUCUGCGACUAUCAAGGAGGAACACUGUGAUGCAGAGGAGGGGUAUAGAAAGACCCCCGGGACAACUGGGUCAUGGUGGCCCCCCAGUCCGGAUUCGAUUCCGGAUGAAACUACCCCCAGAGAACAACACGGACUGUUGAAAAUUAUGACUCCUGAAGACAGGAUAGCCUGUGGACUUGACAUAAAGGAGACGAAGAACCACAAACUGAACAUCACUGUCAAAGAAGAAGUACAUACAGAUGACGACGAUGACGUUAUUGUUACCAAGGUUACGAAAUCACGUCAUCCGAAAAAUGAGACACAUACAUGUGCUAAGAACAUGGCAGAUCCAUGCCCCACCAUCAGUACAGAGAAGUUGAGGGAAAUUUAUACUCAACAAAUCAGUUCGGAUUCUACGGGAGAAAAUUCUGAGAACAAAGCGUUCUUGCUGUAUUUGCUUUCACUUCGCGCUCAGAAAUCUUCAGAGGGUGAUGGUAAGACCGUACCAAACCGAGAACAAGACGUUCCACUGUUACAAGCUAGAAAUGCGCCCAAGCAACCAAGGAAAAAAUUCAACAUAAAAGAGCUAUGCGAUAAACUGAUUAACACUAGAGAGAGACUUGAACAGGAGCAGCUAGCAUGGAAGCGGAAGUUGUUAGUCAGUUUGGAGGUAGUGUUAAUUAAAAAGAUUCGACGUUUGGAGCGAGAGACUGGGGAGAGCGCCCCUGAGGGGCUGGUGACUAGAGAAGAAGUGCUUCAGGAGGAGGGACUUAGUGAUAGUGUCACAAGAGAGGAUGUAGGCAGAAGUAAUGAUAACCUUGUCAAUAUCGUAGAAGACUUGACUGGUAAGAAAGAGGGGAAUGAAAAUGCAAAGGGAAGGGAAAGGAACAAAAGUGUAUCCGAAAUCAGAGGGUAUGAUUCUUCUUGAGUCGGAUUAAGCUUCUAACUCAGUUUAGCUAAAAUAUCAUAGGGGAUUAUUAAGAAAUUAUUUAUUAUAUUUUGUAAAAAAAAGUGAUUUACACAACGCAAAUGGAGUGAGGUUCAAAACCUGUCAAAUUUUGGUGUAAAUUUUUAUACAGAAUGAAAAUCGCACAGGAGUGAAAAUGAUUGAAAUUAGUACAUGUGGAAAUGGAGUAAGACGUAUAUUUGUUUUAUAAUUUUCUGAACUUUAAAAGAUAUGUAAAGUAUGUUAUAUUUAAUAGAUUAUUUACAUGAGUCUUAUUGCUGGAUUUGAUUUGGUUGAUAAUGUGUUUGAAUUCUAGUCAGCCAUUACAGUUGUUUUUAAUGAGUCCCACGAAGCCGUCAUAGUUAUACCUUUCAAAUGUUAUAAGUUGAUGUCAUUCGCGGAGACUUAUCAAAAGUGAAUGUACCGUCUCCUUGCUGUCUUUUCUGGUUUAUGGAUCAAAAGAUUAUUAAAAUGAUUAAAAAAGGAAUUAUAGUUAUUUUCAAAGGCCUUUCUCUAAAUAAACUGGUAAUUUAGUUUUGUUGCUCUUUAUUGGUUUCGUCUCGACAUAAUGGCUGACUAAAAAAUAAUGCAGGGGUAUGUUUUUAUUUUCCAAAGGAAAAUUAUAAUUUGACAAGGAUAAUCAUAUGAUUGUUUAAUAGUUUCUUUAUCUGUUUUGAUGAUAUAGGUAUUUCUGUGAGAUAUAGCUUAGUUAGCCUAGUAUAAUUUCCAAUGGGAAAUAUUUAUGAAGGGAAGUUAAAGAGAUUGAUAAGCGCUUUGUAAAAUGGCACAAAUAUUUUGUUUAUUUAUCAAUGCUAAGUAUUGUCCUUCAGCUUAAAGUAUUUUUCAGGAUUUAAGACUGUAAAAAAUAAUUUUGAAAUAAAAAAAGAAAUUAAUGAGA
Nematostella vectensis (starlet sea anemone) is the source of this 3474-nucleotide messenger RNA. RefSeq lists its product as uncharacterized. The coding region runs from base 621 to 2558 and encodes 645 amino acids. The transcript is spliced from 4 exons. Lineage: Eukaryota; Metazoa; Cnidaria; Anthozoa; Actiniaria; Edwardsiidae. The record is from RefSeq and is a predicted model, not a curated record.